Manacus vitellinus (golden-collared manakin) is the source of this 2276-nucleotide messenger RNA. Its product is annotated as UPF0488 protein C8orf33 homolog. The record is from RefSeq and is a predicted model, not a curated record. The transcript has 7 exons. Lineage: Eukaryota; Metazoa; Chordata; Aves; Passeriformes; Pipridae. The coding region runs from base 45 to 1397 and encodes 450 amino acids.
GGUGGGCGGUGCGGCGGGGCCGCUUCCUCCCGGCGCGGAGCGGCAUGGAGCGGACAUUCUUCCUUCCCUAUCCCAUGUCCAAGGCUCCCCAGGGUGUGUUCCAGGAGGAGCUGAAGUGGUGCAUUUCGCAGCUGGAGGCAGAUCUCCACCUCAUCCCACCCCCAAAACCAGUAGAGGAGACCCAGCACAUUGUCAAGGUCCUGCGCUCCUCUGAGACUCCUCUUGCAAAGAAGCAACAAGUGAUGAGUGAUGUGUUUGGGGAUUAUUGUCUCAGCAUGGCUGAGGGUCAGGAGAGCAUGGAGAAAGCAGGCAUGAAACCUGGUGCUCUGGAAGUACAGCCAAGCAGUGGGCAGGCUGCAGAUGCUAUGAAACAGUCUGACCCAAGCCCUGAGGCAAAACCAGAGCUGUUCACAUCAUCUGGCAGCAGCUUCCGAUUUGAUUUUACACUUUCUGAGACCAACCCAGGAGCAGACCCUGGUGACAGCAGAGCUGCCAAAGCCACCAAGCAGGAGAGCUGGAAUGGAGCCUUGAGGUUUGCUGCCUCUGGACAAGAACCCAAGUUUGCUUUCAACUUUGCCAUCCCAGAUGAAGACUGUCCUCAGCUCCAGCUACUUCCCUCAAGCCAACAUACAGGUCCUUCACUGCCUGCUGAAGCAGCAGCCCUGCCACGGGCUGCAGCCGUGCGGGAGCCCGAGGUGACUCAAGCUGCAGGGAGUGCACCCAAAGAGGACAGAAGCCAUGUCACAUCAAAGAUCCCCCAACCAGAGACUGCUCCUGCAGAUGAAGCAGCAACAGCGAAAUCAACAGGAGAUGAAGCUGCCCAGAAGAAGAAAAAGAAGAAGAAACAAAAACCACCAGUCAGUAAAACAGAGAGAGAAGAAACUGAGACCAGCAGGAAAGCAAAGACAGAAGCUAAGAGCUGUCAAAAUACAAAUACUUCCCAUCAGGAUGAGAAGACCUCCCAGUCAGAUGAGCAGCUGCAGAAGGAGCUGGACUGGUGUGUGCAACAGCUGGAACUUGGCUUGAAGACACAGAAACCCACUCCAAAGCAGGCUGAAGAGGCUCUCCGGGCCAUCAGGACACUGCGCAGUGACAAGGCUCCACUGGUAAAGAAGCGGCAGCUCAUGAGAGCCAUGUUUGGAGACUACAGGAAGAAGGUGCAGGAGGAGCUGUGCAGGGAGCUGAAGCUCAUGGAAACAGCUGCAAAGGCUGCCAGGAUCGUGGAGGUGAAGGGAAGCGUCUGCAAGAAGAAUGGCAAAUUCAUCCGGAAGUGCUCGGGAGCUUGCAGGAAUAGCCAGGGUUCAGCAGGAUUCCCUUCAGAGUCACCCAGGACGCUUUACACAGGCUUAUUCAAUGACACAGCUUCCAAAGAAGAAUUUCGCUUUAAUUUCUUCUAGGAAAGUGUCUUAGACUAAAACUGGUAAAAAAUCCCUGUGCCAGAUCCCCUGUAAACUGCAGAAUGGUGGAGAGAUGCUGUGCAGUAGGAAAUGUCAUCAGUAAGUCUCUUGAUCCUGUUCCAGAGUGCCUUAUCUAGAAAUCUAAACCAAAUCUGCCUAGUACUAUAUGACCCCAAGACUAAACCAGUGUAGUGCUCCUCUGUGCUCACACUGUAGAGAGGCACCUUUGAAAGGGUCAGCAGUGAAAGGAUCUGGUUUUCUUCUGUAGAAUUUACAUUAACUGUAAAAUCUCUCUUUUAUACCAUGAGAUUUUCCCAUUCUCCCGUGGUUUUUAAAUAGAGCAGAGGUUUCCUAGCAGCUGAGGCAGCCAUGCACACAGAGGGGAAUGGUUUGGAAAGAAGAUGCAGCUUCUGCGAAGAUCCAGCAGUGGAUCUUUGGAUGCUUCCACUCCAUGAGUCUGUGUGAAUGCGGCUUCUGGCAUCCAGCAAACACCAGCAACGCCAUCACUGACAUGAGGGAGUGGAGCUCAGGGGCUGGGGAGAGACUGAGUGAGAACCAUUUUUGCUGAUUCAUCUCUUUCAAUGGCAGAAACAGACUUAGAAUAAAACUGCAAAUGCUGGUUUAAUCCAGCCUAGGGAUGUAAGGACAGUUGUUUCCAGACAGGGAAAGGUUUUUGUUGCUGGAGCCAGGUUCUGGCCAGCUAGGAAGGGCGUACAAUGAGCUCUUAAAUAAAGUUUACUUUGUAAGUAGUCCAGUUACAACCACCAGUGACUCAGAGGUAAAAUCAGCUGCGUGCCAACCUUGGGUGGUGGUGAAAUGAACUGUCAGAGCCCAAAGACUCUCUUCCCCUUGAUUUGUAUUAAAUUUUGGCUUUUUGAA